This is a messenger RNA of Oppia nitens, 2190 nucleotides long. RefSeq lists its product as uncharacterized. The transcript has 4 exons. Gene Ontology annotation, molecular function: DNA binding; nucleotide binding; DNA-directed DNA polymerase activity. The record is from RefSeq and is a predicted model, not a curated record. The coding region runs from base 1 to 2190 and encodes 729 amino acids. Gene Ontology annotation, biological process: DNA replication. NCBI's taxonomy places the organism in Eukaryota, Metazoa, Arthropoda, Arachnida, Sarcoptiformes, Oppiidae.
AUGAGAGCUUAUGAUGGACAAUUUAUUCUCAAAGAAAUGAUUAAUAUGGGGUAUAAAGAUAUUGAAAUAACUCCACGUGCUAAACUACCAAAAGCAUUUGGAUUAAAUGUUGAAUUAAAAAAGGGUACAUUUCCACACAAAUAUAAUAAACCAAAAAAUUAUAAUUCAGUGUUAGAUAAAUUACCAGAUAAAAAAUAUUUUGGAUGUGAUUAUAUGACAAAAGAACAACAAAUUGAAUUUAAUGAUUGGUAUGACUCAUUUAUUGGUAUUUGGAGCUUUAAACAAGAGUUGAUUACAUACUGUAUGAAUGAUUGUGAAAUUCUUCUACAAGCAAUUCAAAAAUAUCGUCAAACAUUUAAAGAGAUUACUGGAUUAGAUCCAAUAACACGUAAUUUUACAUUAGCAUCUGUUGCAAUGGAAUGUUUUAAAGCAAACUUCCUUCAAGAAAAACAAAUUGCAAAUACACCAGUUUGUGGAUAUGAUAAUUAUAAAAACAAAUCAGACAAAGAAAGAAUUUGGAUAGAAGACAUUAUUAAAAAAGAUAAAAUUUUAAAAAACGGAUUAAACAUUGAACGUAAUGCUAGAUUGGGAUCAAGAUAUUGGCCUGAUGGUUUAGACAGAGAAAAAAAGAUCGUAUACGAAUUUUUUGGAUGUUAUUAUCAUGGUUGUGUAACUUGUUUUCCUUUAAAUCGCGAUGAGUUUAAGCCAAACAUUGGUGGUACGUUUAAUGAAAAAUAUAAUCAGUGUCAACAAAAAAUUGCCUAUUAUGAAAGAAGAGGAUUUAAAGUUGAAUUCGAAUGGGAGCAUGAUUUUGAUUAUGCAAAAGUGUAUUAUAGAUCUACUAGUGAUGAAGUAUCUAAUAGCAACAACUAUAAAAAAUCAAUUGAUAUUAAAGAUGCUUUUUUUGGUGGACGUACUAACAACUUAAGAUAUAAUUAUGUAUGUAAAGAUGAUGAAGAAAUAAAAUAUUUGGACUUUUGUUCAUUAUACCCGUAUGUUUUAAAAUAUAAACAAUACCCAAUUGGUCAUCCAAAAGUGAUUACAUGUAAUUUUCCAUCUAUUAAAGAUAUAUUCGGAAUAGUAAAAUGUAGAAUUAAGCCAAACGCUAGUCUCUACUUACCUGUUUUACCAAGUAGAAUAAAUAAUAAACUUUUAUUUACAUUGUGUGAAACAUGUGCUGAAAAUAAUUUACAUUGUGAAUGUUUUUGUGAAAAUAAAUCAAUAAUUGGUACUUGGACUUCAAUUGAAUUACAACUUGCUAUUAAACAUGGUUAUGUUAUUGAACAAAUUUUCGAAAUACAUCAAUAUGAAACGACUUCAAGUGAUCUUUUUAAACAUUAUAUAAAUAUGUGGUUGAAAAUUAAGCAAGAAGCUAGCGGGUGGCCUGACUUUACUGAAAAUAUUAUAAAAUACAAAAAUGAAAACGCAACUAUUACAUCAGAUGACAUUUUAUUGGAAAUGUUUAAAGUAAAUUAUAUAAAUGAUUACAAAGUAAUAGAAGACAUUGACUUGGACUAUGACAAAAUUGAAAAAAAUGAAUCUUUAAGAUUUAUUGCUAAACUAAUGCUUAAUAGUUUUUGGGGGAAAUUUGCUCAAAAACCUAAUCAACCACAAACACAAAUAAUAUCUUCAUAUGAUGAAUAUGAAAAACUUUGGUUUAGCGAAGAUAAAGAAAUUGUUGGACAUUUUAAAGCAAGCGAUGAUGUAACGGUGUUAAGUUGGCAAUAUUUAGAUGAUAAAGACUCCAAAGCUCGUACUUAUAAUGUUACUAUUGCCGCAUUUGUUACUGCCUACGCACGAAUUGAAUUGUAUAAUUUAUUGGACAGAAUAGAAAAAAAUCGUAUUAAUGGAAAACAUAGUGUUUUAUAUUAUGAUACUGAUUCUGUAAUAUAUUUAAGAAAUUUGAAUGAUCCUAUUAUUGAAACUGGUAAUUAUUUAGGAAAUUUAACUGAUGAAAUUAAUGUGUCUCAGGAAUACAUUACUUCUAUAGUUGAUGAAUUGGAAUCCAGACGAAUGGAAAUAAAUGACUUAAAAUCUGAGUUGGAAGCGGCUAAAAUCUUGUUUCAAAUAAAAGAAGAAGCCUAUCGCAAUGAAAUUAAAGCAUUAAAAGAAGAAAAUCUAGCAUUAGAAAAUAAGCUCAUUGUAGCCGCACUUAAAGAACUUCAGUUAAAUCAAUUGAUGAAACCAUAG